UCUGACUGAUGAUGUCACAAUGACCAGCAGUGUUUAUUGUGCCAAGUAGCAAGACAAGCUUCAGUGUUCUUAUUAACUAGUACUCAGGGCAUUCCUGCUCUGUCUCUGACCAGAAUUUUGGCCAUAGAUUUUUUUUUAUGUCCCAAUUGAGAAAGAUGUCCAUUCAAGGACUACACUUGAUGUUUCUUCUGUUGUUUGCCGGCUUAUUGGAGGAAAAUUCCUGCAUUUGUGAUGGAACUAUCUGGGCUAAGGUUGGAUGGGAGAUAUUUCCUGAAGAAAUGCUUUAUCUGAAAGUUGAGCCUUCUCCAGCUCACUGUCUGCCUUACCCUAUGGACAAACUAUGGUGCAAUUUUUUUAAUAUGGAUGUAAUUGCGAGUCUUGUAUAUCUCGUGUGUGUUUUAGGACAAGCUAUCUCUCUAAUCCUUCUUGCUUUAUCUGUGCAUUACCUGUGGAUGAAGUGGAAGAGACACAAGAAAGAACUGAAAAAACAAGCCUCCAUAGAUACAGUUGGUAAUGAACCAGAAAGCCAGUCCAUCAAUGACAUAGACCAACUACUCUUUAAACUGUUGGCCACGACGUCCAUGAUGAGCGAGUACCUGGACCGGAAGGCCCAGCGUCCUUCGUCUAAGAAAUUCAAGCACGGAAAGCUCAAGUAUAAGAACCGAGGAGGAACCAGAGGACACCAAAAACACGUGCAUGUAGAUCCGUCCAAAAUGGAGACCACACAAAGUGCCUAGGAGAGAACUCGUAUAAGGUUCAAAAUGGUUCUCUGUGAGCCUUUCUCAUUUUUUUUUUUUUUUUUUUUGCCACAUUCUUUACUGAAACUUUGCAAAGAAGCCCAGGUUGAAGAUAUUUCUAUUCAACUGAAAAGGCAUCCAUACUUACUAAAGUACUGGGGAAAAGACGGUCCACAGCCACUAUUCAGAUUUAAGUAUUUUGUUCUUUUUAAUGCAUCACAUUACAAAUCAUUAAUCGAUCUGUAAAUUAGAAUCUUUAGUGUUUUAAUAAAUCUCUGAUUUAAAUAAUA
Messenger RNA from Eptesicus fuscus (big brown bat), 1027 nucleotides. RefSeq names its product testis expressed 50 (gene TEX50). The coding region runs from base 138 to 737 and encodes 199 amino acids. Lineage: Eukaryota; Metazoa; Chordata; Mammalia; Chiroptera; Vespertilionidae. The record is from RefSeq and is a predicted model, not a curated record. The transcript has 2 exons.